Cherax quadricarinatus is the source of this 786-nucleotide messenger RNA. The record is from RefSeq and is a predicted model, not a curated record. NCBI's taxonomy places the organism in Eukaryota, Metazoa, Arthropoda, Malacostraca, Decapoda, Parastacidae.
AUGUUCAACCCUGGCAUCAAUAACGUAGAUCUCUGUAAGCAACCCUGGCAUCAACAACAGCCGCGACCACCAGUUCGGACAAAUGUGGGCGACAUUGGGCGUAGUAUCCGGCUUACUUCCAAUUAUUAUGAGGUGACCUUGAAGACUGAACACAUUACUUUGGUUCAUUAUGAUGUUGAAAUCAAGAAUCAUAUGAAAAAGACUGUGAAACUUCCUAAAAAGAAGCGCAUGGAUAUAUUUCUGCAGAUGACAAAGACCUAUAGUAAGGUCUUCAAGAAUCAUCCCUUGGGAUUUGACUCUGAAAAAAAUGCUUACGGUGUGGAAAUAAUCCCUGAGUUGAGACAAAAAUCUGCAGAAUUUAAGGUGGAGCUGAAAGAAAAAGGUGAUAAAAGUAAGAGCAAAUUUCAUGUGAUAUUAACAAUGGUGAAUGAAGCAUCCUUGACGGAACUCAUGUCAGCUCUAAGAGCUCCACUUGCCCACAGAGAUAAGCCACAGUUCAUAAUGCAGAUGUUAGAAGUAAUGUGUCAACAUACCUCAAGUGUCCGCUAUGAAAGAGUUGGCAGAAACAGCUUCUAUUCUGUGGAUGGAGAGUUUGACAAACCUUACUACAUUGGUGGUGGCAAGACUUGCAUACUUGGAUUCUUUGCUUCACUGAAACCCGCUGCCUGGAAAGAUGGAUCUCUCUUGCUCAAUGUUGAUCGUGAGUAUUAUGUUUUGGAAAUUUAUCCAUUAUUUUUCUUUUACACAUAAUGUUUUAAACCAUGAACUUUCUCAUGCAGGGAAUUU